UUUUGCAUCGUAUGCUUGCAGAAUCUGCUAUUUGUUCCACAAAACUCUUCAGCCAUGAUUGAUUUGUGUCAGUGGAGAGCUAGAAUAGGAUCCUGGAACUGUACCCGCCAUUGGAGACAACCCAGUGCUUGUACUAGUACCGGUAAUAUUUACUGUAGAGCUGGUGUAGUCUCGCGUGCUGGUGAUGCUGCACAAGAAAAGGGCCCUAGACUUGUUUUGUCUAUUUUUUGUCUUCUUAUCCUCCUCUUCAUAUCAGGAGAUGUGGAACUUAAUCCUGGACCCACUCUUACAGAUAAGCCCACAAAAGAUGAAUUGGUUGAGUUAUUGAGUAGUUCAAAGUUUACUGCUGGUACUUGGGAACAGUUUGUCUGUUGUCUUCCCAACAUGACACAAGAUAUCAUUGCUGGAAUCAAAGAGAGAGAAUCAAUAGAAGAGGACACCAUGAGUGCUGUAGCUCAACAUUGUCUUGAUAAUAAUCCUGAUAUAACUUGGAAAAGGGUCAUUAAUGCUUUGCUGGAUGCUGAUGAAGCUGCUGUGGCUCGUAAUGUCUUAGAUAAUCAUUCAGGUACAAGUUCCAGUAAAAAUGUCUGCAGAACAGUAAAGCAAGUCCUAAGAAGUCAUUACUCCAAAUUAAUGGAAAGUACUGAAACUUGCCUUUUAAAAGUAGCCAGUGAGUUGUACAGCAAAAAUUUGAUCAAUAAAGAAGUUAGGCAUUCACCAACUUUUGACAAAAUUGAAAUAGAUUUCUCGGCAAUGGUUUCUUUGCACAAAGGGGAUGCAAAAAAGAUGAUGGAGGUGUGUUCCCUUUUUAUAGACUGUCUGUCAACUGCAGGUGGUCCUGCUCAAGAGGAAGCCAUUGCACUAGCUAGAGACUGGGAGAAUGAAGUAUUUAAAGACCAUCAAGUAUCAUUUUCUACUUUUACUAAGACAGCCACAGAAUAUACUCCUCAAGAAGUAAAACUUAGCUUUAACGAUAGCCUAGCAGUUGAACUUAGAAACCUAAGCAAGAAAUAUGUAAUGCUAAUAGAUGAUAUUACUAAGUAUUAUGCUUCCAGCGGAAAACAUGAAGCAAUUGAUCUUGCUCGAUGGGUUCAAAACACUUUUUAUGAAACUGGCUUAGCACGUGUUGGUGUGACAGUUGAUGAAGUAUUUGAACGAAUGCUACCUUGUCACAGUUUUAUUGACAUUAAUGCAAUGAAUGAUCUAAUGGAAGCCAACCCAAUUGAUGACUCUGUACUACAGGCUAGGUUUGAUGAAUAUAGUGAUAACAUUGAUAAAUUCAUUGAUUCAGUAGAACUCAAUGAUAUCGUUAAAACUAUUGAUGCAGCAAUUAUUGGAGAAAGUACCAAAGUUGAUCCAAAAGUAAUUCUCAAACUGUCUGGAAGAUGGAAUGAUCAAACUAUUGGCCAUGUUCAUAAGCUUAUGAAUUAUUUAUUUGACGAAGAAGCAAAAUAUGUUACAAUAAAGAAGUUUUUACGAGGAUCAAUUUCUAUACAACUUUUAGUAUUUUCCAAUAGAUCAAUUCAGCCUCUCAUUGUGAAAUCACAGGCUAAAAUUCCCUUGUUGCAUCUCCUUGGAAUAUUUCAACUGAUCAUUGACAAUCAAACUAUUAUUGACAGAGAGGAAGAUACUAGCUUUACAUUUGAAGAAUCACUUCUACAGUCUAUUGCAAGUAUUGACAGUGAUAUAGAAUAUCAGAGGUUAUCAUUACUACUGAUAGAACUUAAAAUAAAACUAAAUUACCAAAACACAAAGGGCCAGACUGCACUAAUGUUAGCUAGUGAAGGUGGACACAUUGAAAUUUUUUACUCAUUGCUACAAAAUGGUGCCAAUCCAUUUGUACCACUACCAGCCAAUGAAGGAUACAUUGGAUUGAACUUUUUAGCAUGUACUGCUCUCUCUCAGCAUAUAUACAAAUCAAUUGGAGGAGAAAAAAUUAUACCACAAGAAGACACUUCAGUUGAAGACAUGCUGGAAAUGGCUGUUAAAGAAAGAGGA
Messenger RNA from Amphimedon queenslandica, 1998 nucleotides. RefSeq lists its product as uncharacterized. Gene Ontology annotation, molecular function: protein binding. The transcript is spliced from 3 exons. The annotation marks the transcript as partial. The record is from RefSeq and is a predicted model, not a curated record. NCBI's taxonomy places the organism in Eukaryota, Metazoa, Porifera, Demospongiae, Haplosclerida, Niphatidae.